CUGUAGCUGCACUUCAACUUCCUCAUUUGCUCGUCAGUGCUGUUUCCUCUUUCGCAUACUGAUAUGAUUCUUGUUCAGCAGACAACUUCUUAUAGGUCUGCUCUUUUAAUCUCCAGAAGAAUACAAACAACACAAAACUUUGCUUUACAAAGUAAUAGGUGUGCGCUCUGUCGCUGGGUUUGAAUAGUCUUCGUUUUUUCAAAGACCGCAUGAACAUUGAGCCGUACGUGAAGCUUGUGCAACACUGCUUCAAUGUGCCCCUACCUGUUUUCUGUGUGAGGGAGAAAGAAGCAGCAGACUGAAAACUUGGACAGUCAUGGAUGUCUAAGUGCAGUAGCUGUUUGUGUGUUUGUGUGUGUGUCGAGUGAGUGGGUGAUGUCGGGAGACACCAGCACCCUUUCCUGGAGGAGCAUGUCUCUGACCAGCCAGUCAGAUUCCUCGGACCUGUCUCCAACAGCGGGUGUCCACAGGGAUGUCCUCUCCCAGGUGAAGAUCAUCAAAGUGUGUUUCCUCAGCAACAGCCCCAACCUGGGCAAGAACUUCAAACUCAUCCGCUGUGAGGAGGGAUGGACUGUCAAGAAUCUGAUCAGCACGGUGCUGUCCAGCGGCUGCGUUGGUCCAGAGAUAAAAUACACUCAAUGCUACGGCCUCCUUCUUAAACACCUCAAAUCCUCAGAGAUACACUGGCUGCACCCUGAUCUCACUGUGGCUGAGCUCACCCACCGCUACGAGCAGCAGCACUUAGAAGCUGAGUGGAGAUAUGACUUGAGGAUCAGAUACAUCCCAUCAGACUUUAUGGAAAAAUUCCAAGAUGACAGAACCACCAUGCUCUACUUUUACCAGCAGGUACGAAGUGAUUAUAUGCAGCAGUAUGCCUCAAAAGUAAGCGAUGGAAUGGCUCUACAGCUUGGCUGUCUGGAAAUCAGGAGGUUCUGCAAAGACAUGAAUCCAAACGGAUUGGAGAAAAAGUCAAACUUUGAAUUUCUGGAGAAGGAGAUAGGACUCGACCUCUUCUUCCCCAAAGAGCUCAUUGACAGCAUGAAGCCCAAGCAGCUGCGUCGCAUGAUCCAGCAGACGUUUCAGGGCUACUCGACUCUGAAUCAGGACCAGUGCAUGGCGAAGUUCUUCACCACUCUGUCUCAGUGCUGGUGCUUUACGCAGGAAAGCUUCGCCUGCCAACUAGUGCAAGGCUGGAGCUUAACGAUAGACUUAGUUAUUGACCCUGAUGGGAUUAGUCAGCACACUGAGAACUCAACGCCCAUCUGUUUGGCCAAGUUCUCUCAGGUCCGCAGCAUCUCCUGUACUGCAGAGAGUGAUGGGCGAGCUCUGCUCAAAGCGCACAUUGAGGGAGCCAAACAGCCGCUGUCAGUGAACACCUCCUCCCUGGCAGUAGCAGAAAACAUGGCUGACCUGAUUGAUGGCUACUGCCGACUGGAAGGCGCUGAACGUUCACUUAUUGUCAGCCCCAACAAAGGGAGAGAUACGCGAAUGAAACUUCCUGACAUCCCAAAAUGUGCUGGUUCCAGUGCUCCCAGUAAAGGUUGCAAUUCUGAUAUUUAUGCUGAAAUCCCUGAAGACGGAGCUGACAUUAGUGAAAGGUACAAGAUCUCCAAGGAGGAUUUCGUUGUGGGACGGAUCCUGGGCGAGGGAUUCUUUGGAGAGGUUCACGAUGGAGUUUAUAAAAGCCCAACAGGGGAGAGGAUCCGAGUGGCCAUCAAAACAUGUAAGGACUGUUCGGCUGAUGUAAAGGAGAAGUUUCUCAGUGAAGCCGACUUGAUGAAAAAUCUGGAUCACCCCCACAUCGUGCGUCUGAUUGGAGUCAUUGAGGCCGAUCCUGUCUGGAUUGUCAUGGAGCUCUAUGAACACGGAGAGUUGGGGAACUACCUCAUAGAGAACCAGUACAGCCUGAGCACAGCGACGCUUGUCCUCUACUGUCUACAGAUAUGCAAAGCUUUGGCUUACCUAGAAGGUCUCAACAUGGUGCACAGUACCCGCUGCUGGGCCUAUGAGCCCAGUGGCCGUCCCAGCUUUGGCCAGCUUGCCUGCUCCCUCAGUGACAUCCACAGAAUGGAAGUGGAGCUGGAGAAAGAUGAGAGGCGAAACAAACCACGGUCCAACUCGAUAGCAUUUGAUCCCAACCACACGGAGCCUCCACCAAAGCCUUCCAGAUCAGGAGGCAGCACCCUUCCCCGAGGCUCACACAUACAGGCACCUCCAAAGGAUAGCAGCCCAGCAUGGGAGAAAGAGAGAGUGGAAGAAACUUUGGAAAGACAAAGAAGAGAAAUGAUGAUGGACAAAAUGUGGCUGGAGCAGGAAGAGAAACAACUGGUUCCUGUUGUGGGACGAGAUACAGAGAUCGAGCUUCCUCACAACAGCUCAAAAAACGGUCCUCCACAGAAACCUCCAAUGCCAGCUGCACAGCCUCGUCCCACAGCUGAGCUGGACCGAUCAGGUGAUCAGGUUUACACCAGCGUCAUGGCGAUGGUGAAGCAGGUGGUCCAGCUGAAGAAUGAUGUCAACACACUGCCGGCUUCUGAGUAUCCCAAUGCUGUCAAGGCAGUGGGUAUCUCUCUCCGGACCCUGAUUCAAAGUGUUGAUGAGAUCCUGCCCUCUCUGCACUCCUCUGUCACCUCAGAGAUUGAGGGCACGAAGAAACUGCUGAACAAGGAUUUGGCAGAGCUGAUUAAUAAGAUGCGACUGGCCCAGCAGAACUCCAUAACAUCACUAAAGGAGGAGUGCCAGAAGCAGAUGUUAGCUGCUGCUCACACUCUUGCUCUUGACUCCAAAAACCUCCUGGAUGCUGUGGACCAGGCUCGAGUCAGGGCCAACCUUGCCAAGCCUAAACGUGACUCAGAAGAUGAAGAAGAUUCUGGGGAAGACACAUAGGUUCCCUGCUGAUCAAACGAACUUGAAAGUUGGCUUUAGUUAUGAAAGGAUCAGUUCCUUUCUUGAGGACAUGUGGAGGCUAUUAUGGUGCAGCUCUGUCCCGGGGGGACGGGGGUGUAUCAGCUAAUGAAAGAUGUCAUACUGUAUUUGUAUAUGCGCUUAAACAACUGAACUGAAAUGCUGAAUGUAUUAAUAAUAUUUGUAGUGUUUAUUCUAUAUUUUUACUAUUAAA
Neolamprologus brichardi is the source of this 3118-nucleotide messenger RNA. Lineage: Eukaryota; Metazoa; Chordata; Actinopteri; Cichliformes; Cichlidae. The record is from RefSeq and is a predicted model, not a curated record.